GCAUGCAGCUCUGCUUCCAGUGUCCACCAUCUUGGCCGAAGUUGCCACAAAAGUAAAAUCGUGACGAAUAAAACUACCCGAUCUCGCAAAAAAUAAGUGUUGACUAUUGUGGAAAAAACACAGAGCGAAAGGCCGCCAAAAAAGCAGGAGAGGAUUGCACUCCAGCUGGUCAAGUUCGAAGAUUACGAUUCCGAUUCCAGCGGAGCGACAGAGAGAGACAGAGCGCGUGGAAGGAGGUGCGGAGCGGAUUGAGGGAACGGGAGUGGGAGUGGAAAGAGGAGCUGACAAGAAGAAGGAGCUGUCAGCCGGAAAAAAAGCGACUGUCAAAUCGGUCACAAACCAUCAAUUCCCACAGGGACCUACUUACCUACCGCAUUACAUCCCAGAACCCAGAAGAUGAACGCCAAGCGUAUCAAGUACUCCACGGUUAAGGAGGAAAUCGUGCCCGUGCUCAUCCAGCACGAUCCCGAGGUGGAGGAAGAGGAGACCGAGGAUCAGGAGCACGAGCACGAGGACGACGGCCAGGAGACGCAGUACACGUAUGCCUACACAACCACCGAAGACGAUGACACCGAGACCGCGGUGGUGACCCUCAGCGAUCGGGAGCAUGAGGCUCUGGCCAAUGCCCAGGAGGUCAUCAUCGACGAGAAUGGUCAUGCGGUGACGCUGCAGCAGCUGGUGGAGAACAGCACCGUCGAGGAGGUGGAGACCAUCGAACAGGGCGACGGCACCCACACCAUCCUCCACAUAGUACCCAAUAUCCAUGGCGAAGAGGACGAGGAGCCCGAGGAGGAGGAAGAACUGGAAGAAGGCGAGGAACUCGACCACGACGAUGAUGAAAUCGUGACCGUAGAGCACGAGGAGGGCGAGGUGGACGAGGAAGACGACGAAGUCGGCUCCAUUGUCUUCGAGGGCACCAUCGACCAGGCCGAACAGGAUCCGCAUGCCCGCAACAAGACCUUCUAUUGCCCCAAUUGCGGCAACUGCUACAGUGCCGCUGGCUCCCUGAAGCUCCACAUGCGCGCCUGCCUGCGUCAAAGGAACGAGGUGUCCGCCGAGGAUCGCAAGUGCAAAGUUUGCAGCAAGGUUUUCAACUCGGUGGCCUACUUGAAGGAGCACAUUAUGCGGCAUACGGGCGAGCAGCCGUUUCGCUGCACUCGAUGCUACCGGAAGUUCGUGGACGAGGGCAAGUACGCCGCCCACAUGGAGUCGCACAAGCAUCAGGAUAAGCUGGAGGCCGAGGCGGUCGCCCUGGCCGCCCAACAUGGCGGCAAGAAGGUGGUGGUCAAGGAGUUCCAGUGCGCCUUCUGCACCCAAAACUUCACGGUGGUCUUCGAUGUGGGCCAGGUGAAGCGCCGCUACGCCUGCGAUGCCUGCCGCGACAAGUACUCCAAUGCGGAGGCACUGCGUCAGCACAAGCAGCAGGUGGAGGAGAAGCGAGAAUUUAGCUGCGAGCGCUGCGGCCGGAAGUUCGUCUUCGAGGGCUUCCUGCAGAGGCAUUUGCCCAACUGCGAUGGCAGCAUUAAGCGACGUCGGGACAUGAAGUAGAGGCGGCCGCAACGUGAUGGCAACUGGCGGCGACGGCAGCAGCUGCCGGCGGAUGAGGACGAGCAGCCGGAGGAGAUGGAGUCGUCGCCGCCAGUGCGUUACGUUGUUAUCAAGCAGGAGCAGGAGGAUGAGGAUCAAUAGGAUCAGUAAAAUGAGGAGAAUCGGCAAAAGAAGCAGGAUGAUGAUCAGGAGGAGGAUCAAGAUUCGCCGCCAGGACCACUUAAAUCAUAACAAGAAGGAGCAGCUGCUGGCCAUCUAUAGACACACAAAACACCACACACUUACACACGCUUCUUUUUGGGGCCUCAACGUCAUCUUCCUUCAAUUCCAAAGGAGAGCGUUUUUUUUGUUUACCUAUAUGCAUACCCACACUAUUAUUAUGAUUUUUGCCCAGAUGGCUUUAAAAGAUGGGAGUUGCAUUAGAUGAGAUGAUCAGAUGAUCAAACGAUCAGGAGGACGUUGGACACACACGGAUGGCGAUGAUGGCCAAUGUAUAGAUAUAUAUUACUUACUUUUAAUUACGACUACUUAAUGAUAGAGCCCCAAAACACCCGCUAUUGUGUAAUAACCCCAAACCGAAAUGCUGGCACACAAACGCGCGUCAAAUCGAUGUUGAAUUCAAUAAAACACUAAAUCAAGAAAUUUAGCAAGCGAUUAUUUCGCCCCUUUUCCAGUUUCAGAAGAUUUCUCGAUUGGUAUUUUGUACCAAUGACGAUAUUGUUUUAAAUUAUGGAAAUAAUUACCUAAUUGUGUCUAUUUGCUAUUCAAAAACUACUUUGUAAAACGUUCUUAAUUAUAUUGCAAUCAUCUUUCUAUUAUUAUAUCUUGAAAAUAUAUAAAUGAAAUUGUUUUUCAAAUUUUA
Molecule: messenger RNA, 2410 nt
Organism: Drosophila rhopaloa
Lineage: Eukaryota; Metazoa; Arthropoda; Insecta; Diptera; Drosophilidae
Product: zinc finger protein 236
Exons: 1
Coding region: 397-1548 (383 amino acids)
Biological process (GO): regulation of DNA-templated transcription
Molecular function (GO): RNA polymerase II cis-regulatory region sequence-specific DNA binding; DNA-binding transcription factor activity, RNA polymerase II-specific
Source: RefSeq, a predicted model, not a curated record